Messenger RNA from Myxocyprinus asiaticus (Chinese sucker), 4681 nucleotides. RefSeq names its product zinc finger protein-like 1. Gene Ontology annotation, cellular component: Golgi apparatus. NCBI's taxonomy places the organism in Eukaryota, Metazoa, Chordata, Actinopteri, Cypriniformes, Catostomidae. The record is from RefSeq and is a predicted model, not a curated record. The coding region runs from base 152 to 1120 and encodes 322 amino acids. The transcript has 8 exons.
CGGUAGCGGAAGAGACGUGGCAGAAAUGCCAUCCGAAGAAAUGCUAACAACAUAUUGAGGAAAAUAUCUGCGCUGGGCUUCAUUUUGAUAUUCACAUCACUGUGUGGUCGUCUAGUGUUUUCAUCGAUAUCGUCAGUGUGACAGGCAGACCAUGGGUUUGUGCAAGUGUCCCAAGAGGAAGGUAACGAACCUAUUCUGCUUUGAACAUCGUGUCAACGUGUGUGAGCAUUGUCUUGUGUCCAAUCACAAUAAGUGUAUUGUGCAGUCAUACCUACAGUGGUUACAGGACAGUGAUUACAACCCAAACUGCAGUCUGUGCAGUCAGCCCUUAAAUUCUCAGGAUACGGUCCGACUUGUGUGUUAUGAUUUGUUUCACUGGUCAUGUCUAAAUGAGCUGGCAUCCCGUCAGCCCCUCUUCACGGCACCUGCUGGGUACCAGUGCCCGACAUGCCAGGGUCCUGUGUUCCCACCCCCUAACCUGGCCAGUCCUGUUGCUGACAUGCUGAGAGAACAACUGUCCACUGUCAACUGGGCGAGAGCAGGACUGGGCCUUCCACUGAUUGAGGACCCACCAGAAAGGGAAGAAACCUCAUCAACAAACGAUGUAACGUGUUACUCUGACUGGUCAAACUUUGAGACCCCUGCAGUGGAUAUGGCAAUCUCAGACCCCACCUCCACCAGUCUACCGCCCCAUCAGGAUAUGGAGCACAUCCACAAUGUCCACAAUAACGGCGAGCUGAGUGUCCAGAAUCACUCUGUCAUCAAUAUGAGCACCACCUCCACCACUGACACAAUCACCAUCAACACAGCUUCUUCCCCCAGGAAGGUUUAUGACACACGGGAUUCAGCAAACACUGCAGUCAUGCAGAUUGACUUUGACGAUGAUAAAUACCGCAGACGACCGGCCCUUAGCUGGUUUGCCCAGGUCCUAAAGAAUCGUACGGGCACUAAGAAAAAGGCCCUUACUCUGAAGCAGAGAAUCUUCAUGCUGCUGUUGGUCGGAGUGAUUGGUUUUUUCACGCUCAUCAUCAUCAUGGCCAAACUGGGGCGAGCCUCAGCUGAGGCAGACCCGAACCUGGAUCCCAUGCUGAAUCCCAACAUCAGGGUGGGCAACAAGUGACCGUUCCCCUUCUCACUUAGACUCUGUGUUUGGAUUCAGCCUGUGGUUUGGCUUUACUGGAAAAAAAUUAACUGGAAGUGCUGGAGAGAGAAAGCUCCUUGGGAUACUGGGACCAGCGUGAAGAUGUCUCCGUUUGGACUGUGGGAGAAAAGCAUGUCUUAUGGGUCUACCUGAGAGAAGUGAGAUUGGUCAGGGAGCUGGUACAAAGGCUGUUGUACAACAUUUCUCUUGAGUGAGAUGAUAUAGGCACUAUUGAAGACUUGUAGUGAGUGCAACUGUGUUUCAUUCAGUUUUGAAAUCCUCUUUUAUAAAUUUGCAUUCCCUUCUCGAAUAUUGGGAUAAACAAUUUGCAGGAUGUUUUGCAAUCAAUCCUUUAAUUCUUCCUUUUUAUGCAUAGAAUUCAUUGGGUUCACUCAAUGGAAAUGAACAGCAGAGGGAAUAUAUGUGAGGUGUCACAAAUGUACAUUUUACUAUUGGCAGAUUUGGUUACCAGACUCCCUGCUUCUGAAAAAUGCUCUGCAUAUUUUUUCUUGUGUGCAGUUGAUUGUAAAACAGAUUUUGUGUAGCAUUUGGAGAACGGUUAGUUGAUUUCAUACUAAAUCCUAAACCAAAUGACUACAGAAAUAUUAAUAAAUGCUAAAUGCUUUAGUAGAUACAGCCCGAUAUAUGCAGAUGCAAACUGAACACAGGAGAAUCUCACGAAAAAAUAUCUAGGUCAUAUUUUAGCGCAAAAUCAAAGGUAAAUAAAAAAGAGAAAUUAUAUUUUGCUUCAGUAACCUGAAGCCUAUUUUUAGUUCCAUUGUGUCAUUUUUUUCAUGACAAUUAAAUGCAUUUUCUCCCCAAAAUCUAGUUCUCAACUUUAAUACAAUAAUGAAAAUCAUCCUGUCUAGACACUGAUUUUUUAUUUUAUUUAAUUAUUAAAAUUAGCAUAUAUCAGCAUAGAAAAAUCAGUAAAAAAAAAAAAAAAGAAAACCUUGAUGUAUACUACGUACAAUUGUAUUUUGUAGGUGUACUUUACAAUUGAAUUAUAAAUAAUAUUUUGUUCUGGAUUACAUUAGGCUACUGACAGUUGGGAGAGGAAAUAAUCUUUCUUUUUUCUUUUUUUUUUUCUUUUUUUUGAUUUUGGGGUUAAAUAUGACCUGGGCAUUUGUAGAUGGUUUUUAAAAGAUUCACCCUAACAGCCUUUAUAAACUUUAGAAGAAUGUACAGUGUAAUGUAAACAUUCACAUCUGCAACCUAAAGCUCAAAUAUAUCUGUAGUUACACAUUGAUAUGCUAUUUUUUCCACACUUUUAGUCUGAAGCUUUCUGUAUCCUUCAACUCCUCCUACAUCAAGAAAAUGAUCAUCUAUGUUUUUCCCUACCGAUAUUCCUUAUUGGAGUGCAUUGAAUCAUUUGUUUGUGGCACACUACAUACAACUUUCUCCUCUGGAUCCAUGGUUUCUCACUUUGUCAUAUUGUACACAAUGAUAUAUAAUAUAUGACUCAUUCUGAUUUUUUUGUUUGAGUAUCAUUUACAUGUAAAACGUUUCACUGUAAUAAUCUUUCCCUGACUGUUGUCAGCCAGUAGUAGCAAGUCUUGAGCUGCCAGUGGUGGCAGUGGCAGGUGAUGGCAGGAAGUGACCUGUCAGCAGGUGGGUAACAGGAGGCUAUCUGCCAUUGGCAAGUGGCAAUAUACUACAGCUGAAGUCAGACAUUUACAUACACUUAGGUAGAAGUCAUUAAAACUCAUUUUUUUUAACCACUCCACAGAUUUCAUAUUAGCAAACUAUAGUUUUGGUAAGUCGUUUAGGACAACUGCUUUGUGCAUUACACGAGUCAUUUUUCCAACAAUUGUUUACAGAUUGUUUCACUUUUCAUUGACUAAAUCACAAUUCCAGUGGGUCAGAAGUUUACAUACACUAAGUUAACUGUGCCUUUAAGCAGCUUGGAAAAUUCCAGAGAAUGAUGUCAACCCUUUUAUACAGUUAGCCAAUUACUUUCUCAUAGGAGGUGUACUGAACUGGAGGUGUACCUGUGGAUGUAUUUUAAGGCCUUCCUUCAACCUCAGUGCCUCUUUGCUUGACAUUUUGGGAAAAUCAAAAGAAAUCAGCCAAGACCUCAGAAAAAAACAUGUGGCCCUCCACAAGCCUGGUUCAUCCUUGGGAGCAAUUUCUAAAUGCCUGAAGGUACCAUGUUCAUCUGUACAAAAAAUAGUAUGCAAGUAUAAACACCAUGGGACCAUGCAGUCAUCAUACCGCUCAGGAUGGAGACGCAUUCUGUCUCCUAGAGAUGAACUUAGUUUGGUGCAAAAAGUGCAAAUCAAUCCCAAUCCACAAGGACCUUGUGAAGAUGCUUGAGGAAACAGACAAGUAUCUAUAUCCACAGUAAAACGAGUCCUAUAUUGACAUAACCUGAAAGGCUGCUCAGCAAGGAAGAAGUCACUGCUCCAAAACCACCAUAAAAAAGCCAGACUACAGUUUGCAAGUGCAUAUGGGGACAAAGAUCUUACUUUUUGGAGAAAUGUCCUCUGGUCUGAUGAAACAAAAAUUGAACUGUUUGGCCAUAAUGACCAUCGUUAUGUUUGGAAGAAAAAGGGUGAGGCUUGCAAGCCGAAGAACACCAUCCCAACCGUGAAGAAUGGGGGUGGCAGCAUCAUGUUGUGGGGGUGCUUUGCUGCGGGAGGGACUGGUGCACUUCACAAAAUAGAUGGCAUCAUGAGGAAGGAAAAUUAUGUGGAUAUGGUGAAGCAACAUCUCAAGACAUCAGCCAUGAAUUUAAAGUUCGGUCACAAAUGGGUCUUCCAAAUGGACAAUGAUUCCAAGCAUACCUCCAAAGUUGUGGCAAAAUGGCUUAAGGACAACAAAGUCAAGGUACUGGAGUGGCCAUCACAAAGCUCUGACCUUAAUCCGGAAGAACUGAUAAAGCGUGUGCGAGCAAGGAGGCCUACAAACCUGACACAGUUACACCAGUUCUGUCUGGAGGAAUGGGCCAAAAUUCCAGCAACUUAUUGUGAGAAGCUUGUAGAAGGCUAUCCAAAAUGUUUGACCCAAGUUAAACAAUUUAAAGGCAAUGAUACCAAAUGCUAACAAAGUGUAUGUAAAUUUCUAACCCACUGGGAAUGUGAUGAAAGAAAUAAAAGCUGAAAUAAAUCAUUCUCUCUACUAUUAUUCUGACAUUUCACAUUCUUAAAAUAAAGUAGUGAUCCUAAUUGAUAUAAGACAGGGAAUGUUUUCUACAAUUAAAUGUCAGGAAUUGUGAAAAACAGAGUUUAAAUGUAUUUGGCUAAGAUGUACGUAAACUUCUGACAUGGCAAACGCAAGACCUGUCAGUGCAGAGAUUUCUGUGGGCACCUCCCCAUUCAACCUUGGUGAAAAAGGUCACAUAUCAAAUUUAUACAUUUUAUGGUUAUGGACAUUAGCUUUAUUUCAAGACGUGCUUUAAUUUUUGUUAUUAUACUGGAGGGUGUCUUUGGGUAUGAGGCCAUUUGGUGAAGAUUUGUGGAAUUAUUAAAUGGAUUUAAAAAUGAUGUGAAAAUAACUGCACACAUUGCAUAAUUAUUAAAUGAAAUACUAAGGAUGAAA